Seriola dumerili (greater amberjack) is the source of this 1288-nucleotide messenger RNA. Its product is annotated as apoptosis regulator BAX-like. Bases 221 to 826 code for a protein of 201 amino acids. Gene Ontology annotation, biological process: positive regulation of apoptotic process; mitochondrial fusion; extrinsic apoptotic signaling pathway in absence of ligand. Gene Ontology annotation, molecular function: protein heterodimerization activity; protein homodimerization activity; channel activity. NCBI's taxonomy places the organism in Eukaryota, Metazoa, Chordata, Actinopteri, Carangiformes, Carangidae. Gene Ontology annotation, cellular component: mitochondrial outer membrane. The record is from RefSeq and is a predicted model, not a curated record. The transcript is spliced from 6 exons.
CUCCAAUCAGCAUCGCUUUUCGUGUCUGUGUCUCUUAGUUCGUGGCGUUUAUUGAUUUGUGGGGUUUUUUUCAUUUGGAAAAAGCUGCUGACUUCACUGUGUGUCUUUCAUCAGCUUCUGCUUUCAUCGCUGGGUUUUAUUUGACACAGGCGGGAUGCAGAGUUUUUGAGACUUUCUCUGGGAGUUUUUUUAAGAGUUGUUUUUUUUUUUUUUUUAAACCAUGGCGUGUGGCGGAAACGGCAUGUCCGAUGAGAGGAUAGGGGAAGCACUGAUCAAGGAGGUCAUAGAGGAGGAGCUGAAGGACGUACCCUCAGAGGACGUCCCACCCCUCACUCCACUGGCUGUGAAAGUGCAGACUGAGCAGGAGCAGAAGGUGGUUAGCCAGCUGAGCAAAAUGGUCCGCAUCAUUGGUGACAGAGUGCAGGGCGACAUGGAGCUCCAAGAUGCAAUAGAUGGAGUGGCACAAUGCUCUGGUUCCAUGGGGGACAGAUUUACGGAAGUGGCACACCAAGUGUUUGAACAUGGGAUCACCUGGGAGAAGAUCGCUGUGCUCUUCUAUGUUGCUGGCAGGCUGGCUGUCAGGAUGGUGGAAGCUCAUCUCCCUCAGUCGGUGAGGGAGAUCCUGAUGUGGACUGUGGAUUUCUUCAAAAACAACCUCCUGAACUGGAUUCGGGAACAUGGAGGAUGGAUCAACAGUUUCUCAGAGCUGGCGAUGGCUUCCAUGCAGAGCAUUUCAUUCAUGAGCUCUCAGAGAGUGCCGCUUGUCAUCAUCUUUAUUGCCGGCCUGGCUCUUGGAAGCUUCAUCACCUGGAAACUGACCAGAUGACUCUUGAGAAACACGUGCACACUCACAUAUACACCAUAAUGAUAAGACUGUAAUUUUUUUUACCUGAGGGUUUAUCAUUCUGUCCAGAUGCCAUCAUGUCCUGAUCACUUGUUGCCAUAAGAUGGUUUAAACAUAUGCUUGUAAAUGGGUCUCACACAUACACUCCACUUUUCUACUUUUGUAAUGUUAUCUAUGCAAAACAUGAAAACUUGAAAGAGACAACACUAUGUCAAAGAUAGUCACAUAUUUUCAUAAUCAUCAAAGACGUACCGUAUCAUGUUAAAGAGAUACUCUGCUUUCAGAGUAAUUAUGAGACUGAAACAGGUUUAAUCAUUCCUCUUUUUCAUACUGGCCAUUAGUGUUAUCACGUUAUAUCUGCAACAAUGCAGUUAAUUCAGUCAUAACAAUUAACAUUCUGAUUAACAGCUGAUGGAUUGCGGGUGUGUGUGUGUGUGUGUGUGU